Messenger RNA from Oryzias melastigma (Indian medaka), 5256 nucleotides. RefSeq names its product solute carrier family 12 member 2 (gene slc12a2). Gene Ontology annotation, molecular function: ammonium channel activity; sodium:potassium:chloride symporter activity. NCBI's taxonomy places the organism in Eukaryota, Metazoa, Chordata, Actinopteri, Beloniformes, Adrianichthyidae. The transcript is spliced from 27 exons. The record is from RefSeq and is a predicted model, not a curated record. Gene Ontology annotation, cellular component: membrane. Gene Ontology annotation, biological process: cell volume homeostasis; sodium ion transmembrane transport; potassium ion import across plasma membrane. Bases 358 to 3780 code for a protein of 1140 amino acids.
UCUCUACAGUGAGUAUAAUAGCAGCAAGGGACUGCGGGGGAGUCUAGGAGGAGCCGCGGCAAGGUCGGCAGCAGCAUCUUUUUACAGCAGGACUCGGGGUGGUUCGUCCUGCCUCAAGCACGAGAUUUACCCAAACAACCGGAUUACUUCCUGCGACAUUACAAGAAAAAAGUGACGGAAACGGCUCUCGUUUGUACCGAGGAAGCUAACGAACUAUCUUCCAUCACUACCGCGAUCCUGUCGGCUUUCUCAGCGGGAAAACCCGCGUGUUUCUUCUGUUCCGACCAACAUUCUGGGUCUUCACCCACUUUGUCCAGUGAGUUUGCAAGGCCCCGUGUGUCCACGCAUUUCUGAACCAUGUCAACGCCGUCUCCAGAGCCUUCCGCCCCGGCAGAUGCCGCCGUCACGGAAAGCACUUUUCUGUCUCCGGAUGCGGGGCAGAGGCCGCUCGGUCCAACGCCCAGUCAGAGCCGAUUCCAGGUGGACCUCGUGGCCGAGGCUGCUGGCGCCUCCGAGGAGAAGUCCCCGAGUUUAGAGAGCUCCGCUGCUGCCCCGGAGGCCGCGGGAGAAGAAGCUAAAGGCCGAUUUCGAGUGGUGAACUUCGCGGAUCCAGGGAGCGCGGCCUCCCCGGAGGCUGCUCCGCCCGAAGGGCUACAGAACGGGGACACCGUGAUGAGCGAGACCAGCCUGCACUCGUCCACCGGGGGCCCGCAUCACUAUCACUACGACACCCACACCAACACCUACUACCUGAGAACGUUCGGGCACAACACCAUCGAUGCCGUUCCCAACAUUGACUUCUACCGACAGUCGGCGGCGCCGCUCGGGGAGAAGCUCAUCAGACCCACUCUGUCGGAGCUCCACGACGAGCUGGACAAGGAGCCAUUUGAGGAUGGUUUUGCAAACGGCGAUGAGCUGACACCGGCUGAGGAGGCUGCCGCUAAGGAAGCAGCUGAACCUAAAGGAGUGGUCAAGUUUGGCUGGAUUAAAGGGGUUCUGGUUCGCUGCAUGUUAAACAUUUGGGGGGUAAUGCUCUUCAUUCGCAUGACCUGGAUUGUAGGUCAAGCUGGGAUUGCUUUCUCCUGUCUGAUUGUCCUCAUGGCUACCGUGGUCACUACCAUUACCGGUCUCUCCACUUCAGCCAUCGCCACCAAUGGAUUUGUUCGAGGAGGUGGAGCAUAUUACUUGAUUUCCCGGAGUUUAGGGCCAGAGUUCGGAGGCUCAAUCGGUCUGAUCUUUGCCUUUGCUAACGCUGUGGCUGUUGCCAUGUAUGUGGUGGGCUUUGCUGAAACGGUUGUAGAACUUCUCAAAGGUGCCGAUGCUCUCAUGACAAAUGAGAUCAAUGAUAUCCGGAUCAUUGGCACCAUCACAGUAAUUGUUCUUCUGGGCAUUUCUGUGGCAGGAAUGGAAUGGGAGGCCAAGGCCCAGAUUUUCCUGCUCGUUGUUCUGAUCACAGCAAUUAUCAACUACUUCAUUGGAUCCUUCAUUUCUGUUGAAUCAAAGAAAUCUAUGGGAUUCUUUGGCUACGACGCUUCCAUCAUGUGGGAGAACAUGGGUCCGGACUUUCGAGAAGAGACUUUUUUCUCUGUGUUUGCCAUCUUCUUCCCUGCAGCCACCGGCAUUCUAGCCGGUGCUAACAUUUCAGGAGAUCUUGCAGAUCCACAGAUGGCCAUACCCAAAGGAACUCUUCUGGCCAUUUUAAUCACAGGAAUCGUCUACCUGGGGGUUGCUGUUUCAACAGGCUCCUGUAUUUUGCGAGAUGCGACUGGAAAUGACACCCAUCGCCUCUCUUCUCCGUUCAUGGACAACUGCACCGACGUUUCAUGCAAGUUGGGCUUUGACUUUUCCAGCUGCAAGGCAGGAAAUGAGCCAUGCAGAUAUGGGCUUCACAAUGACUUCCAGGCAAUGAGCCUGGUUUCUGGUUUUGGACCCAUUAUCUCUGCUGGAAUCUUCUCUGCUACGCUGUCCUCAGCUCUGGCCUCCUUAGUGAGCGCUCCCAAAGUCUUUCAGGCUCUGUGUAAGGACAACAUCUACCCGGGUAUCGGAAUUUUCGCCAAAGGCUACGGCAAGAACAAUGAGCCACUGCGAGGCUACAUCCUGACCUUUGGAAUUGCUCUGGCCUUCAUCCUUAUUGCUGAACUGAACACUAUUGCUCCAAUCAUCUCAAAUUUCUUCCUGGCAUCCUACGCUCUGAUCAACUUCUCAGUGUUUCACGCUUCUCUGGCUAACUCACCAGGGUGGCGUCCCAGCUUCACGUACUACAACAUGUGGGUCUCUCUUGCUGGAGCAGUCCUGUGCUGUGUGGUGAUGUUUGUCAUCAACUGGUGGGCUGCCCUCCUCACCAAUGUCAUAGUCUUAGGUCUCUACAUCUAUGUCAGCUACAAAAAACCAAAUGUGAACUGGGGCUCAUCUACUCAAGCUCUCACCUACCACCAGGCCCUGACCCACACACUUCACCUGAGCGGAGUGGAGGACCACAUCAAGAACUUCAGACCCCAGUGUCUGGUGAUGACCGGCUACCCUAACUCCAGACCUGCCCUCCUGGAUCUGGUGCACACCUUCACCAAGAACGUUGGCUUGAUGGUCUGUGGUCAUGUUCGCACGGGCUACAGAAGACCAAACUUCAAAGACCUUGCUACGGACCAGUCCCGGUACCAACGCUGGCUGAUGAAGAACCAGACCAAGGCUUUUUACACCCCUGUGUUUGCUGAUGAUCUGAAGCAGGGUUGUCAGUACCUUCUCCAGGCAGCUGGUCUGGGUCGCCUUAAGCCAAACACUCUGGUGCUGGGCUUCAAAAAUGACUGGACAGAUGGAGACAUGAUGAAUGUAGAAACUUACAUCAGCAUGAUCCAUGAUGCUUUCGACUUCCAGUUUGGUGCUGUCAUUCUUCGGCUGAAGGAAGGACUGGAUGUCUCCCACAUCCAGGGCCAAGAUGACUUGCUGUCCUCCCAGGAGAAGUCUGCAGGAGCAAAGGAUGUGGUCUUGUCCAUCGAAACCAGCAAAGACUCCGACUCAUCCAAGCCGUCCUCCAAGGCCACCAGCCUCCAGAACAGUCCAGCCAUUCAGAAAGAUGAUGACGACGACCGCAAAGCUACAACUCAGCCCCUGUUGAAAAAAGACAAGAGGAGUCCCACCGUUCCUUUGAACGUGUCUGAGCAGAGACUGCUGGAGGCCAGUCAGCAGUUCCAGAAGAAACAGGGCAAGGGCACAGUGGACGUGUGGUGGCUGUUUGAUGAUGGCGGUCUGACACUGCUGAUCCCCUACCUAUUAACCAACAAAAAGAGGUGGAAAGACUGCAAGAUUCGGGUCUUUAUCGGUGGAAAGAUCAACAGGAUUGACCACGACCGUCGAGCGAUGGCAACUUUGCUGAGCAAAUUCAGGAUAGACUUCUCAGACAUCACUGUGCUGGGGGACAUCAACACCAAGCCCAAGAAAGAGCAUGUGGCUGCCUUUGAGGAGAUGAUUGAGCCGUACCGGCUGAAGGAAGACAACAUGGAGCUGGAGGCAGCAGAGAUGCUGAAGAACAGUGAGCCAUGGAGGAUCACAGACAAUGAGCUGGAGCUGUACCGCGCCAAGACCAACCGUCAAAUCCGACUCAACGAGCUGCUGAAGGAGCAUUCAAGCACAGCCAACCUCAUCGUAAUAAGCCUGCCCUUGGCCCGGAAGGGGGCCGUGUCCAGUGCCCUCUACAUGGCCUGGUUGGAGGUACUGUCCAAAGACCUGCCUCCAGUCCUCCUAGUGCGUGGCAACCACCAGAGUGUCCUCACCUUCUACUCUUAAACCCCUCUGGUGGUGAAGGAACGCCACGUUGUUCUCUGCCCCUGGAAUCAGAUCCCCAUAUUCCAGCCUCAGCUCACAAGACACAUUCCAGCGGGGCAGAACUCACAAACAAAACACUGAUGAUGUUCAUAUGCAUUAGACAGAAGUGAUGUGUGAUUGUAACAGGAAUGUCAGGGUAGGAGCUGCCUGCAAUGUUCCCCCCUUUAUUUAUUCUAAGAAGUUCCGAUUUUCCUCCCACUUCUGCUUUUUUCAUUUAAAACCAGUUGUGUGUAUUGAAAGGAUGAGUCUUAACAGUUGGAGCGUGUGCACAGACGUGCCACAUGCGUGUGAUGAAAUGUUUUCAUGUUUGUUGCAGCAAUAAUCACCCUAUUGUUUUCUUCAACUGCUAGGAGAGAAACUUGUAGAAUGCUUAGCAACACCUUCUGAAGCCUUAUGGAAGUGCCUUCCAGUCUGAUCUGAUGAAAUAACCUGUUUCUUUCUAGAAUGAUUAUAUUAGUUAUUUAUACUGGUGGAUAAUUAUUAGUUUUUAUUGUGGUUCCUUUAUAUUUGGUUCAGUUUGGGUAUGCUAGCAGAUUUUAGUGAUUAGAAGUGUCCACUUGAUUGCGGAAACUCUUACUGUUGUUUUAACAUUUGCCCUGAUCCGUGCGGGGCGUAGCUUUGGUUUGCUUUCUUUGCGUUGGUCUUCCUUUGUAAAGCGGUUCAAAGUAAACGCCGGCCUCAGUUGCGAUGUUUCAGGCGCAGAAAGUGUGUGGGGUUUUAGAGGUCUUACAAGUUUGUCAGGUGGAAGAUUUGUUUCUUUUUUCACAUGAGCUGCUAAAGUCUUUAGUCUACAUGAGUUCUUCCCUCUGCACACUCUUUUUCUACCCUCAAGCUGGUCAAACUUUGCCUUAACGAUAGAGCCAGCGUUUGUUUGGAGCUCUUCUGAAGCCAUACUGGCUGGGCAGUUUGUGGGUCAUUGAUAAGAACGAUCCAUCAUUGUGUCCCAAGUGUCAGUACGAUAUAUGCAUUGGAGCACAUCCUGUAAGAUUUCAGUUGAGGAGCGUACCGCCGGCCUCCAGGUGCUCUGCACAACACACUACAUUUAUUACACACCUUGUAUUCCCAGAAUAUUGGACUAUCAGAGGCCAAGCGAGGAUGGACUUCUAUGCACAUGAGCCCACUCACCCACAUCCCAGUUCUGUAGAUUUGCUUUGAUUCAAGCAGACCUUGGUGACAACAGCAAGACGUUAAAGAAAGAACUUCACAGUCUAAAACCUGAGGUCCAAAGGGUUCUGUUUUUAGCUAUUGCUGGAGACAAUGAUGUAGAUUUGUUGGUCUGUUACAGCUUACAGCACAACGUGAUCCUUACUGUGUUUUGGAGUGCUGAAGGUCGUGUGACUCUAAAUGAAUGUAAGUGAAACAUGCAUGCCACUGGAUACCAUUCUAAAGUAAUUGCCUAUACAAUCAUUAAAGAUGAAUAAACACAGAACUAAGACA